AUGAGAAAUCCAUUCUCGAAACACAGAGUAAAGAAGUUUGAUCUAUCUAGCCUAGAUUGGAUUGAUGAGAUUCCAGAUUGCCCUGUAUUUUCUCCAUCAACCCAGGAGUUUGAGGAUCCUAUGGUUUAUCUCAGCAAAAUUGCCCCUGUGGCUGCAAAAUAUGGUAUAUGCAAGAUCAUUUCACCGAUCUCUGCUUCGGUACCUGCGGGCACUGUGCUAAUGAAGGAAUUAGGUGGGCUUAAGUUUACGACCAGAGUUCAGCCUCUCCGUCUUGCUGAAUGGUCCAAGGAUGACAAGUUUGCCUUCUUCAUGAGUGGAAGAAAGUACACAUUUCGGGAGUUCGAGAAGAUGGCAAAUAAAGAAUUUGUACGAAGAUACUCCAGUGCUGCUUGUCUUCCAUCAAGGUAUAUGGAAGAGGAGUUUUGGCAUGAAAUAGCUUUUGGCAAGAUGGAGUCUGUCGAGUAUGCAUGUGAUAUCGAUGGUAGUGCAUUUUCUUCUUCUUCUAAUGACCAGCUUGGGAGAAGCAAAUGGAACUUGAAGAGAUUCUCACGGUUGCCGAACUCUACACUACGUCUUCUCAGAGCUGCAGUUCCAGGAAUAACAGAUCCAAUGCUGUAUAUUGGGAUGCUCUUUAGUAUGUUUGCCUGGCAUGUGGAAGAUCAUUACCUGUACAGUAUUAACUAUCACCACUGUGGAGCCUCAAAAACAUGGUACGGUAUUCCAGGAAGUGCUGCUUCUGAUUUUGAGAAAGUGGUACGUGAGCAUGUAUAUGAUCACGAAAUUUUAUCAGGUGAAGGGGAAAGUGCAGCAUUUGAUGUUCUUUUGGGGAAGACUACAAUCUUCCCACCUAAUAUUUUGCUGGAUCAUCAUGUUCCAGUCUAUAGAGCCGUACAGAAACCUGGAGAGUUUGUUGUAACAUUUCCCCGAGCUUAUCAUUCUGGUUUCAGCCAUGGUUUCAAUUGUGGCGAGGCAGUAAAUUUUGCUACAAGCGAAUGGUUUCCUCUAGGAGCAGUUGCUAGUCAACGUUAUGCACUUCUGAAGAGGAUACCAGUAUUACCUUAUGAGGAGCUUCUUUGUAAAGAAACAACAUUUUUUACUAAUGAGUUUUCCAUGUCUGAUCACGGAGAUGUAGCAUUAACUGGAGACACACAUAUACAGAGCUCUAUGAAGGCCCCCUUUGUGCAGUUGAUGCGGUUCCAACACCGUGUUCGUUGGUCACUUGCGAAAAUGGGUGCUCGUACACGCUAUAAAGCAGACAUUGACGCCACAGUUCUCUGUGGAAUAUGCAAACGUGACUGCUAUAUAGCUCACAUUAUGUGUAACUGCAGAGCCGAUGCAAUUUGCCUUUGUCAUGAGGAAGAAAUUAGGAAGUGCUCUUGCAACUGUGAUCGUGUUAUUUUUGUGAGGAAAGACAUCUUUGAACUGGAGGAACUAUCAAAGAAGUUUGAGAAAAUUGGGGAGUGUACUAGUUCUAACCGAAGAACAUUCUCUAGCUUAUGUCCAGAGAAUGGAAUGAUUAAUGUUUAUCCUUUAUGCACUGAUCAAGCAUUGGCUGCUCAGGAUACUGAUGAUUCUGACUGUGAGGUAUUUAGAGUUAAGAGGCGAACUGGCAUAAUUCCAGAGAAAAGAUGUUCAGAAGAUGUAACAGUAAAUUUAACUGAGAAUCAGGCUUUAAGACGGUUAAAGAAAGCCAGCUCAGAUGACAGACAAGAGAAGAACACAACAGAAGUAUCCUGUGGUACAAGAAGUGGCAAUCUGGGUGCUGAAUCGCAUUGUCUUGACUCCAUUUCUGGAAAUACAGAUAACUUCAUCAAUCGAAGCAAACUAAAAAUGAGGAUAGAUCAGCUAGAUGCAAAAAUUGUGCAAGACGAAGUUGCUUUCAGCCAGAAAUCUAUCGGUUGCAGUUACCUAUCUCCAUCUGUAGAUCUUGGGCCAAAACGCUUGAAAAUUCGUGGCCCAUCCUUCCCAAGCACUGUUUCUGAAGUGGAAAUAUCUUAUAGGUUCCAGGAGGACAGUGACUUGGCUAGUCAGCACACUCAAUGA
Miscanthus lutarioriparius is the source of this 2043-nucleotide messenger RNA. NCBI's taxonomy places the organism in Eukaryota, Viridiplantae, Streptophyta, Magnoliopsida, Poales, Poaceae. The record is from the annotation of a GenBank genome assembly.